AUGAAAAUUCAGCUUCUUUUCAUUUCAUAUGCCUCGCUAUUCAUGAACAACGGAAAGGGAAAUUUGUGGUCAUGUUUUUUGUUCCCGGUGACUGCGUAUUUGAUUCUUGGUUUAGUUGAGGUUGCAAACAAUAUGGCAGACCCAUUUGGGGAGGAUGAAAAUGAUUUCAAUCAGGAAGCGAUUGUGAAGAUACUGUACAACGAAUCCAAGGCCAUAUGUGAACUUCCACCGGAAGAAUUUUUGGACAAACUUGGAAGCAAAGAAAAUAUGCCAACAAGAGGCAUUGAUGGAGAGUUCUUUGACAUUGAUGCCUUGAGUUCAAGCGAAAUGCAUUCCCUGGAAUUGCCUGAGAUACCUGUCAAAGAAAUUUCUUGGUCAAAGGCUGACGUGGAUAGAAUUUUAAAGGAGAAGGAGGCAUUGGAAAAUGAGUUGACGCGGAGCGGUAUCCCAAAGCUUUCCGAGCAAAUUCGAUAUUUGGUGGAGUCCAUAACUUCUCUCACUGAGCAGCAAAGACAAGGGUCCCUACUGCAAGAAAAGAUGGUGGAAAGAGUGAAGAACAUCCGACAACAGAUGUCCGACCAGCAAUUGGAGUCGAAGCUGCUGAAAGAAGGCACAGAAAAACUUGAGAACAUGACAAUUACACAUAUGAAGCGCGUUGAGAGGAUGGAACAAAUCAAUUUGACAGCAAUCGAAAAACUGAACAAAACGAUGUUACAAAUUGAAUCAAAGUACAACCAGCAAUCGGCAAAUCCAGAUGUGUUUGGCUUCACUCUUGCGAAUAAAGUAUCAUGGGAUGGAGAGCAACAUCUUUUUGUGGAAGAGGUGCGACAAGGAUCUUCUGCUCACCGUGCGGGGCUUAUUCGAGGAGAUGAAUUGACCGCAGUGGAUGGAAUCAAAGCGACUGAAAUGCAAUUCUAUGAGCUUGUUAAUUACGUGUCUGAGAAGGCAUCAAACGAAAUUGUAAUCGACGUUGUCAAAGUUGUCAACAUGGAGACUCCAGCGCCAUCCAAGGCGACUCACUCAACUGAAUUUAGUCGGAGGAGAGGACAGGGCGAUCAGCAUAUCAGCAACACUCCUUUCUCGCACUUGACCGGGUUCUCCACGAUGGAGCAGUCCCACAAGAGCGAGAUGUUUGUUCCUGAUACUCCUUAUGAGGCUUCAGAGCAAUUCAAGUCCACAGUCAAAAUACCGAAGCUAUCACUCGCGACGUCUGGUGGUGGGACGGACAUGCAGGAAGAACAACGGCAGGAGGAAAUAAGGUUGGAUUCGGCUCUCUCUGAUCCACAAGAUGCCAAUAUCGACAAUGCUUCACAUUUCAUGGAUGCAUCCCAAGGAUAUCGACGGAUAACCAGCAAGGGGAAUGCCAUCUUAACUGCGCAGCAUGAUUCAAGCGAAUCAGCGGACUCUAGAGAACAGAUCAUGAAAGUCGGAGUUCACUCUGACAAGAAGGCAGUGGAACUACCUUCGCCUUGGAGCAGCGAAGGGGGACUGUCUGAGGUAUCAAUCCUUUCUCAUGAUGCAAACUCAGUGAAACCAUUCGUUGACAAGGAUUACAUAACGAGGAGAAGCAAAUCAAUUUGGCUGCAUGUGACGCCAGAUGAGCUUUCACAUCGAGUAGAAGAAAUCAUGAGAAUCGACGCGGAAGCUGAUACAUUAGACCUACACAAUGCCGACCAAACAGCUUCACCAGGUCAUUGGAAUCUUGAAUUCAAGAGCACUCUUACGCCCCAAUAG
Guillardia theta CCMP2712 is the source of this 1734-nucleotide messenger RNA. RefSeq lists its product as hypothetical. The transcript has 14 exons. Gene Ontology annotation, molecular function: protein binding; chloride channel activity. The coding region runs from base 1 to 1734 and encodes 577 amino acids. NCBI's taxonomy places the organism in Eukaryota, Cryptophyceae, Pyrenomonadales, Geminigeraceae. The record is from RefSeq and is a predicted model, not a curated record.